Messenger RNA from Saprolegnia parasitica CBS 223.65, 267 nucleotides. RefSeq lists its product as hypothetical. The record is from RefSeq and is a predicted model, not a curated record. Lineage: Eukaryota; Oomycota; Saprolegniomycetes; Saprolegniales; Saprolegniaceae. The coding region runs from base 1 to 267 and encodes 88 amino acids. The transcript is spliced from 4 exons.
AUGUCGCAGGUCGCGGCCGACCACUGGCCGCUCGUGACCUUUGAAGACGUUGGCGCGUCGCUGUGGAUCGAGAUGCUGCAGUUUCGCCAGCGCAUCUGGGACCUCAAAGGCAAAAUCGGCUCGAUUGUGCAGCACGAACGCACGAGCCGCAACGCGGCCGAGAGUGCCCUCGCCCGCUUUGUGUACGUGGCGCUGCUCGGGAACGUGGUCCUCAUCAGCAUGGCACUCGCGCAAGUCUACUACGUGCAGAAGUGGUUGGCGUGCUAA